Molecule: messenger RNA, 1899 nt
Organism: Prunus mume (Japanese apricot)
Lineage: Eukaryota; Viridiplantae; Streptophyta; Magnoliopsida; Rosales; Rosaceae
Product: alpha/beta-Hydrolases superfamily protein
Molecular function (GO): hydrolase activity
Source: RefSeq, a predicted model, not a curated record
CCAAAACUCUAUUCAAAGUUUUGUGCUAUCUCUCCAAAGUUUUCAUUCACAUUCUUCAUAUGAGAGCAAAGCGAUCAAUGGCUGCUAUCACCUUAGAUCCAAGUUUCAACCCAAAAACCAACCCUCAUGGGCAUGACCAACAACAUGGGAAUGUGAUUGAGGAAAUUGAAGGGCUUAUUAAAGUGUACAAAGAUGGACAUGUGGAGAGACUCCAUAUUGUUCCAUGUGUCGCAACCGCAGUGGCUCCCGAGCUAGGCGUGACAUCCAGGGACGUGGUCAUUGACAAGUUCACAAACAUUUGGUCACGUUUCUAUGUUCCCAAAUGCCAUGGAAAUGACAACAAGCUCCCUUUGCUAGUCUAUUUCCAUGGAGGUGGGUUUUGUGUUGGCUCAGCCGCUUGGAGUUGUUACCAUGAAUUCUUAGCAAAGCUAGCAGCCAAAGCCGGUUGCUUAAUCAUGUCUGUGAAUUAUCGACUGGUCCCUGAGCACCCACUCCCAGCAGCAUAUGAAGAUGGGUUGAAGGCCCUUUUGUGGCUAAAGCAACAAGCUCUAAGUCAACGUGGAGCUAAUAAUAAAUGGUGGUCAAGGCAGUGUGACUUUACUAGAAUUUUCCUAGUGGGGGACAGUGCGGGUGCCAAUAUAGCCCAUAAUGUGGCCACAAGACUUUGCAAUAUUAUUUCUGACGGUCCAUGUGAUGAACAAAUUAUUAUUUCAAGCUUAAUUAAGCCUUUAACUAUUAAGGGUACAAUUUUGCUGCAACCAUUUUUCGGGGGAGAGGAAAGAACAAGUUCCGAGAAGUACUAUAUGGAGAAGCAACCUAGGUCUGCGUUGAGCUUGGCAGCCUCUGAUACUUACUGGCGAUUGGCACUGCCAUGUGGCGCUAAUCGCGACCAUCCAUGGUGCAACCCUUUGAAGAGUGCUAGCUCUCUAAGGGCUGUUUGGGCUACCAUGGUUUGCAUUUCAGAGAUGGAUAUAUUGAAAGAUAGAAACAUAGAGUUUUGUUGUGCAUUGGAUCAUAACAGCAACAGAGCUGGUAAGAUGAAGGUGGAGUGUGUGGUGUACAAAGGUGUUGGGCAUGCAUUUCAGGUUCUAGAUAAGUCUCAGCUCUCGAAAACUCGAUCCCAUGAAAUGAUAACUCAUAUUAAGGCCUUUGUUAAUUAUAAUUAGUAGAUAUAUAUACAUAUAUGUAUAUAACUCUCUCUCUCCUAUCUCUCUCCUAUUUGUGUAAAAGCUUUUUACUUUUUUUCUUCUUCUUAUCAGAAUGAAUUGUGUAAAACGUUGGGAAAAGACGAAGAAACCAGGUCAUUACUAGCUGGCUGUCAUCUAAAUCAGUCCGUACUAGGAGGGCUUCUUAUCGUCUCUAUCAUCAUAUACGUUCUUGUUCUUAUGGUGGGGACUUGUCUUGUCCUUUUCAUAAUGUUAAUGCUCAUACAUGGAGUACUGAAAAAUUAAUUCAUGAUGAUUCUCAAAUGGUAAUGGUAAUGCGUAAAUUAGGAAAAUAUCGAUCCCUUGUAAUGUUUUGGUUACAACCAGAAAAGAAAAGGAAAUACUUCUCAUACAAUCUGAAAUGUGCAUAAGUAAAAUGACCUAUUUUAAUUGAAGUAUCAAUUGGUAUGCGCUCAUGCCUAUAGCUAGCUGGGGAUCAUACAUACAUUAUACAUACUUCGUCGCCAAAACCUGUACAUUCUGAUGAAAACAAAUUAUAUAAUGAUGUCCUCUUAAGCAUGAAAGUGUAAGUGAUUGACGAAGGCCAUACAUGCCCUCUCCCACAAUGGCCCCUCGUGAAGGUUCGUGGUUGAGGUUUCUUCAUGGGGCUGCAGAUGGUGCCCUCCGUCCAUUAAAAGUAGUGAUACAUUCUUGCUCAAAUGAGUGUUCCACAUGAAAUUACUGCCCAAUCCUU